UCCUCUGUUUCUCAGGUAUUUCGAUCACUGUUCUUCUCCUCGAAUUUUUUCCUUUUCUUCCUUUGCUUAAUUUAUUUUGUAUCAAAAUUCGAUUCUGGAUUUCAAUUUUAGGAAUGGAGCUGCGCACCGUAAAAGAUGCGUUUGACCUACAGCUGAGUAUUGUAAGAGAUACAUUCGAGCGUGUUGCUAAAAAGCAAAAACUGUCAUCAUCCAAGUCGCAAGAAGUAAUUGAUCAGGUCAGUCAUGAAAUUGAACAAGCAUUGGCAAACAUCAAGUCAGUUCAAGGCCCCAUGUCCCCUGUUGAUCAGAAAUCCAUCCUUACAGAGCUUAAGCAUAGGCUAAAUGCAAUUAGUGCGCUAAACCAAUUAGAAGGAUCACAGAAGGAACUAAACAUUGAUCUUAGCAAGUACCCAAAAUUACUUGAAAAAUCUUUCAGUUCUGACAUGUCCAAGACUUACAGAAAUGUUGACUUUGACUUCCAUAUAGUGAAUCAGAUAAUAGCAACCCAUUUUUACCGGCAAGGCCUCUUUGAUCUUGGAGAUUGCCUAAUAAAUGAAGCUGGAGAACCAGAAGCAACAGCUUUAAGAUCUCAAUUCUUGGAAUUGCAUCAAAUACUUGAUGCUAUUAAGGUUAAAAACCUGGAGCCUGCUCUUAAAUGGGCUUCUACCAACCGUGAAAAGCUCAAGCUGAAUGGUUCAAAUCUGGAGCUUAAAAUUCACCGCCUACAGUUUGUGGAGAUUUUGAAGGGGGGAAAUCGUGCUGCUGCCCUUAAUUAUGCUAAAACAUUCCUUUCUCCUUUUGCUGCACUUCAUAUGAGAGAAAUUCAGAAGCUUAUAGUUUGCAUCUGUUGGAUGGGAAAGCUUGAAAGCAGUCCUCAUUCUGAGUUGUUGGCUCCUACCCAUUGGGAAAAGUUUCCUGACGAGCUAACUCGGGAUUUCUGCAAUCUGUUAGGACAGUCCUGUAGGAGUGCAUUGAGCUUGGCAAUAGCAGCUGGGAUCGAAGGGUUGCCAACUCUCUUGAAGCUGGCAAAUGUAAUGGCUGCAAAGAAGCAAGAGUGGCUGGCAAUGAAACAGCUUCCGGUGCCAGUGGAAUUGGGAAGAGAAUAUCAGUUCCAUUCCAUUUUUGUUUGUCCUGUGAGUAGAGAGCAAGGCACUGAAGAUAAUCCGCCAAUGUUGAUGCCAUGUCUUCAUGUUCUUUGCAAGCAAUCAAUCACCAAAAUGUCAAAAGGUAGCUCAAGGACGUUCAAGUGUCCUUACUGCCCAGUUGAGGCUUCGGUUGCGCAAUGCAGGCAGCUAUAUUUCUAAUGCUUCGUAGGAAUUCUUCCGUGAUUGGUGGGUGGUUGGUUGGUGAUAAUAUCCAUUUUGUUUCUUUUGUGGAUUACUGUAUAUAGACAUUCUUUUGGAAUGUCUCAUGAUUUUGGUCAUUCAGUCUCAUCAAUACUAAAUAUAGCCAUGUUUAUAUAUA
Molecule: messenger RNA, 1464 nt
Organism: Manihot esculenta (cassava)
Lineage: Eukaryota; Viridiplantae; Streptophyta; Magnoliopsida; Malpighiales; Euphorbiaceae
Product: protein RMD5 homolog
Exons: 2
Coding region: 114-1304 (396 amino acids)
Biological process (GO): proteasome-mediated ubiquitin-dependent protein catabolic process
Cellular component (GO): nucleus; cytoplasm; GID complex
Molecular function (GO): protein binding; ubiquitin protein ligase activity
Source: RefSeq, a predicted model, not a curated record